AUUCCACUUUACGAUGCCUGUUCGAAUGGGUUUCUCGAUGUAGUUGAACUGCUAUUAGAUCGUGGCGCUGAUACGGCCAUUAAAACAGAUUUUGGCGAAACGUGUUUGGUUGGCUCAGAUAGAUGGCGGCGAACAGCAACUUUAACGGAGGGCGAACAAACACAGUAUGAAAUGAUAGGAGCCAGGCUAUUGACAACACUUUCAAAGACUGGCAUUUGUAAGAAGCCAGUGCCAGCAUUAAAAAAUGCACAAGUUGAGUCUGCAUCAGAUGUGGAGUCCGAUAGCAAUAAUCAAAUGUUGGUGGAAGAAGAAUUACAUAGUGGCGGACGUAUACGUUCGAGUUUGAAUCGGUCUUCCAAGGAGUACAUCAAGAAAUCUCCACGUGACAAAUCCGCUGACAUGGAGUAUAAAACAGUAAUGGCACAAUUGAAACACCCAAACCGUUCAACCACACUUAACGAUGAUACUUACGAGAGUUUAAAUUGCGCGGCCAGUUAUUCAAAUACUCUGAUAUGAUUUAGGUCCAGAAUGCAAAAAAAAGACAUUUUCACACCCCUAUUAAAGAAUCUGCAUCGACCUCUAAAGAAAACCUACACACCGAUUCAAAAAAUUCUUGUUGGAGUGCAGAUGCGGUGUUAGCACCCGAUGAUGCUUUUCAGGUGGUUUUAGAUGCAUCGGCCGGUACCACAAAGCAACAGCGUCAAAAACAAGCGCGCAAAUAAUUCAUUUACAAACGAGGCAGUCUCAACGACAACACCCAUACAUUUACUGAUAUCUCCCUCAAAGUCGUCACCAAUUAAAGUACAAAGCACACAAGUUAUGCCAAUAACUGUUUAUUUUAAG
Anastrepha obliqua is the source of this 843-nucleotide messenger RNA. Its product is annotated as tonsoku-like protein. Lineage: Eukaryota; Metazoa; Arthropoda; Insecta; Diptera; Tephritidae. The coding region runs from base 172 to 516 and encodes 114 amino acids. The transcript is spliced from 2 exons. The record is from RefSeq and is a predicted model, not a curated record.